CCCGUCGCGGCGUUGGAAUGGUUUGUGCGGGUGCGGGGCGGAGGGGACGUGUACCAUUGGCGAGGACGACCCGUGCGCGAUUGAAAAGGAAAAGAGAAGAAAAAAACAACGCAGCGGACCACAUCCGAUAAUAUCGCAUACCUUAACAUCCGUAAUCCGUUCGUCGUCGUUCGCGCGCGCGUCCUGUAUUUGCGCCAAGCGUUCUCGUCGUAUCACCGUUGUCCGUGUCCACCGAAUCGUCAAACUCGCCCUACGGCGAAUGCGGACGACGUUCGCCAUGGACGCAGCAACACCGCCGAAUUAGUCCGCUCGAUGGAACUGGAGGCGACCACCGCCACUCGGGAUCCGUGCCGCCGUUGUCCGCCGACACUACGGAAAUGAACGACGAACAGGUUGGCUUCAACCUGGCCGAUCUCAAGAAGCUGUGCAACUCGUACAUCGACUACACGCGCACGUACAUGGACCAGCGGAACACGCUCGGGCGCAUUGACGAGGAACCGUCCGCUCUCGACUACGACUUCGUGUUCCAGUUCUCGUCAGAGGUGGUGGACUUCAGCUCGCAGUACGGCAGCGACAUCAGCAUAUCGUACACGGCCAGCAACCUCAUCGGCCGGCCCAGCAAGUUUCCUAACUACGGAGACUUCCCGCAGUCGUACGUCAUGAGAUCUUAUGGACCAUGGAAAGAACUUGCUCCAUCUCGAAAAUGUCAAAUUAUGCCACAAAAUUCUGGAAUCAUAAAGAGUGAAGAUUUUAUAAUAUUAUCGUUUGCUACACCAGUUGUUCCCCUAGUCAUCUCUAUAUUUGAAACAUAUACGCCUGGUUCUAUUGUACGUAUAUCAGGAAAAGUUAUUGAUCUUCCUGAUAAAGAUGCAUGGAGAUUGUUAUGGGAAGGACUACCGCAGAAUUGUAAUGGUUUAAGACAUUCUCGAUUGUUUGCUCCAAAAUUAAAUUUCAUUAAAGAACGAGUCAAAGAAAUAUGCAUAGAGUUCAAUCACUCCCAAUUGGAUUACUAUACAGAGUUAGAUGCUGUAUCUAUGGGUGGAGUUUUAAAUUACCCAGAGAAUGGAGAACUUGGAAUUUUAUCGAUACCCUUGGUUACUCAUACAUUGUCAGGAUACGUAUACGAUAACAAUGAAAUAAAAGAUCAAGAGAUAUUAAAUGAAGUUAGAAUGCCAUCUGUUGCUUCAUAUAUGCCCAUGUCAACGAGUUUAGAUCCUUUUUUGAAACUUAUCAAAAAUAUAGAAGAACUUGAAAGUGAAUGGCGCAAUGAACCCAAUAUUGAUUAUACAUUGCAAUUGCCUAAUGAAACAUUAAUGUACAUAUUUUCGUUCUUGGAUUUAAAAUCAUUACGCUUGUGCAUGAGAGUUUGCAAACGUUUUAAGUCCAUCUGUUCAGACCCAUUAUUCUAUAGAGAAUUAAAUUUAAAACCUUAUUGGUCUUCAUUUUCCUAUGAAAUGCUCACUUCAUUAGAACCAUAUUGUACUCGAAUCACAAAGUUAGAUUUAUCUUGGUGUGGUAUUACAAAAGGAAUAAAAACUUUACCAUUUAAUAUAUUUUUGAAGCAAUAUGGUUGCAAUUUGAUAGAUUUACGAUUAGACAACUGUGGAUUUGUUGAUGACACAACAUUAAUCAUACUCAAUUUCUUCUGCUACAGCAUCAAAGAAUUGAGUUUGAGAAGUUGUACUAAGAUUAAUUUUUCAAUAGUAGUAUCACCACCAACUUUUUUAUGUCAACUAGAACGUAUAGAUUUCUAUAGAACAAAUGUCAACAUACUUUUUUUGGAAUCAUAUCUACCCCUUAUGAUUAAACUAAAACACAUAAAUCUAGGAUCAUGUAAAAGAAUUGAUUGCAUGGAUCAUAUAGCAUAUAUGUUAUCUAAAUCAAAUAAGCAAUUGGUGUCAGUGGAUUUCUGGAAGAGUUACACAUUAUCUCCUAAUGGGCUGCGGUUUCUAACAGUCCUCAAAGACCUAGAAGAAAUUGAUCUCGGAUGGUGUUUGGCCUUGAGUAUACCUGGUGAUAGUCUUGUGGACUUGGUGAAAUCAUGUCCAAAAUUGAAAAAGAUCAUUGUCGUAUCGUUACGUGGAAUGUGUGACCGUGAUCUUCUUGCAUUUGCGGAUCACUGUCCUUUAUUAGAACAAAUUGAUUUGGUCGGUCUCAGAGCAAUAACAGUUGACGCUUGCUCCAAGUUCCUAGAGAAAUGCGAGAAUCUUAAGUUGAUGGACGUUAACUUUUGUGAGAACAUUAAAGAAGUGAAUGUUCAAGAAUGGCGGCAGAAAUAUCCUAAUGUAUGCAUUCAAUUUACUACUUCUGACUAUACAAAUGUUUAUCAUUACUAGAUCGUCAGAGUACUUUUUAAAUUUUCUAUUUUGCUUUAAACAUUAAGUAAAAUAUAAAUUUAUAAAAAUAAUUUUAUCUACUAUAUGUUCCCAAAAUAUGGUUUUGUGGAUUUAUAAAAAUAUUAUGUUAUAAGUUGUGAUCAAUUAUAAAAAUUACUUUUAAGACCAAAAUGUUCAA
Sipha flava (yellow sugarcane aphid) is the source of this 2514-nucleotide messenger RNA. It is a transcript of the gene Fbxl4, whose product is annotated as F-box/LRR-repeat protein 4. Lineage: Eukaryota; Metazoa; Arthropoda; Insecta; Hemiptera; Aphididae. Gene Ontology annotation, biological process: SCF-dependent proteasomal ubiquitin-dependent protein catabolic process. Gene Ontology annotation, cellular component: SCF ubiquitin ligase complex. Gene Ontology annotation, molecular function: protein binding. The transcript is spliced from 11 exons. The record is from RefSeq and is a predicted model, not a curated record. The coding region runs from base 378 to 2336 and encodes 652 amino acids.